CAGAACAGAUUAAAUGUCCACUUGAAAAAACUUUCAGUUUUAACGGUCAGGAAACGUUUGGCAUCGUUCCCACAACCAAAUUUGCUAACUGGGUAUGAAUUAAAAGUGAACAGUACCAGAGAAAUGGCCAUGUCAUUAAUGGUGUUACCGCCAAUGUGGUGUCUCCUAAAAAUGGCUGUGUCAUACUUCUAAACUGUAGAUCUCUGUCUCAGCUUUUCUCUGGGCCCCUGAUACCCAGUUUUUAUGAUCACAGCUUACAUCAAUGUGCUGAUGGUACAUAGUUAAAGUCUGGGAGGUGACCAAAGUGGCAGCAAAGAGACACAAAGAGCUUAAGCCACCGCUAAGAUCAGCAGAACAAAAUCAAACAUUAAUGUUGGGGCUUCCUAACCAGAGCAGUGUGUUUGAGAUCAUACUCUUUUCCAUAGUCUAAAGGCUUAGUGAGUGGAAUUCAUUCUGUGGUGUGAGUGAGUGACAACACUUGUAUUAGCUCACUAAUGGUACGCUAGAAGUACAGGAAACAAUGGUCAGGAUAGAGUGUGUGAUUAUGGCUGGCUUUGGCUGUCAUGAUUUACCUCAGCUGCUUUUACAUCACUACAAGACAGACAGACAGUGUCUCGGUCAGCUUGCUCUUGCUGACUGUGUGUCUUCUCAAGGCCUCAUUCGACUCCCAAGAAAACUCUUCCAUCUUGUCUUCCUCUCUAACUAUUUUACUGUGUGUUCGUCCCGCCAUCUCCUGCCUCUUAAUUCCUCUCACUCUUUCUCUCUCUUCUUCCGCUUUGUACCUCUUCCUUUCCUCGUUUUCACUGUCAUUGCAAUGUCUCACUGGAAUCCAAAUAUACAGUGGGGUCAGCCAGUGUAUACCAUUCAGUAAACACCAACUCCUUACCCCCUGUGAGAGAAGACGGGGUGGGACGGGCUCAGCCCAGUACGAGUCGUACUCGGUGGCGGGCAGUGAGGGCAGCAUCACUCCAUCCGUAGGCUCCGUGCCCCCCCAGGCCUCCGGCAGCUCCAGCCCCUGCUCUCCCUCCUCCCCUGGGGGGUCGCGGCACUCCGUCAGUGCCCUGAAGAAGUGGCUCACCAACCCUUUCCACAAGCUGAGCGUGGGGGGAGGAGAAGGAGUGGAAGGAGGAGGGGGAUGCAAGGAGGACAGGCUGGUCCACAGGCUGGAUGGGAAGCAUCCCUCUCCCCUCUUCCCUAACGGCCAAGCCCUUGUAAGGCCUCUGGAGCAGGGGGAGAACUACUCCAUCCUCCCCUGCACUGAUGGAGACUUGGGAAACUAUGGCCUGGUGAAUCCAGCGGCGUACUCUCCAGCACACCCCCUUUGCCACAGCUACCUAUCUGACCUACUACAGGACAGGGACACACACAAUAUGAACCAUCAAUGUUCCACUAUUCUCCCAGAAGAAGAAGACGGCUCCUCCCUGAUUGAUGACUCGACCAGCCAAUGGUCAGCCACCACGGACAGUGAGGAGGACAGGAGGAGUGCCUUAGAGAAGAGCAUAUAUGUGCUGACAGAGCUGAUAGAGACAGAGAAGUUGUAUGUGGAUGACCUGGGACUCAUAGUAGAGGGCUACAUGGCCAGCAUGGCCAGUCAAGGGAUUCCAGAGGACAUGAAGGGCAAAGACAAGAUAGUGUUCGGGAACAUCCACCAGAUCUAUGACUGGCAUAAAGACUAUCUCCUGGGGGAGCUGGAGAAGUGUGUGGCUGAGCCCGACAGACUGGCCCAACUCUUCAUCAAGCAUGAGCGGCGUCUCCACAUGUACGUAGUGUACUGUCAGAACAAGCCAAAGUCAGAGCAUAUUGUCUCAGAGUAUAUCGAGACGCACUUCGAGGAGCUGAGGCAGCAGCUGGGCCACAGACUACAACUCAACGACCUGCUCAUCAAACCAGUACAGAGGAUCAUGAAAUACCAACUACUGCUCAAGGACUUCCUGAAGUACUACACCAAAGCAGGAAGGGAUACCUCAGAGCUGGAGAGAGCGGUGGAGGUGAUGUGUUUCGUGCCCAAGCGCUGUAAUGAUAUGAUGAACGUGGGCAGGCUGCAGGGCUUUGAGGGGAAGAUCACAGCCCAGGGGAAGCUGCUCCAGCAGGACACCUUUACAGUCAGUGAACAGGACAGCAGCUUCCUGUCCCGCGCCAAGGAGAGGCGGGUCUUCCUGUUUGAACAGCUGGUCAUUAUCAGUGAGCCAAUCGACAGGAAGAAGGGCUUCUCUCUGCCAGGGUACACCUUUAAAAACAGCAUCAAGCUCAGUUGUCUGGGUGUGGAGGACCACUGUGAGGAGGACCCAUGUCGUCUGGUCCUGACGUCCCGUGGGCCUGAUGGGAGCGUGACGCGCUUCGUCCUGCAGGCAUCGUCCCCGGAGACGCGGAGGGCCUGGGUCAACGACGUGGUCCAGAUCCUGGAGACACAGAGGAACUUCCUCAACGCUCUCCAGUCUCCUAUAGAGUACCAGCGUAGGGAGUCCAACAGCCUGGGACGAGCAAUGAGGGCUCCCGUGGCAAUGUCCUCUGGCCUGCGACCCCACUCCUCGGCCUCCAUUGACCGCCACCGGCUACCUUACUUGCGCUCCUACAACACCUCCCUGCCCUCCCUGCACCUGCCCAGCCAGGGACCCACUGCGGACACACAGUCCACACUGUACCUUAGCAAUGCGACACGCCGUCCCUCUCACCUCCCUCUGACCAGCCCUCUGCAGCUCACCUUGUCCCCAGAGGCCAGGCACUGCCAGGGGGUGUCCAACGGCCUGUGCCCCCCUGCCCAGCACAGCUCACAGGGUGGUACUGACUGGUACCAUGGAGCCAUGCCGGGGGAGGGAGGGGCUUACGCAGCGCAUCGCUCAGGCAACCUGGAUCAGCUGACAGAACUCUCUCUGCAUGAGCAUGAGUGCUGAUAACCUGUGACUUCACAGACUGAAUGAAGGGGUGUAGGGUGAAGUUGCCGCUAGACGCUGAUCUUAGGUCAGUUUAGAAUUUCCCCCAGAUUAGGUUUGGGGGAUGGGGAAGCUGAUCCUAGAUCUGUACCUAGUGCAACCUUCACCCCAGAGCGAAUGAGGGGCAGGCUGAGAGAGCCCUGGUUAGCCUGGCUCCACUCCACUUAGGACAGGCAGGGGGCCUGGGGCAGGGUCAGUUCAGACAGUUUCACUAUCACCACUCUUGUGAUUACCCUAAUAUAGCUCUAUAUUACGAUUACUAUGGUAUCUUUUUUGGUUGAUAUUUCUGUCAUCUUAUUAUAUUUUCUACUAUUUUGAAACCUCUACUUACUAUUGUGAUGUGAGAAGUGAAGCAGAAGUGCAGCCCUCGUGGUGUAUCUGUGAGAGAAGAGGAAAAGUAAACGAUGGUCUCUGAUGUUGACAGUGUGUUUGUGGGUGAAUGUUGGUAUGUGUGUGUGACUGGUGGAAUGCAACUGCGAUGCAACGGUUGCUAUUCACACUGCACAUCGUUUCCACAGUACAGUACCACUAAGUUUGUCAUGAGUUUAUACAGAAUUCAACUUGAUAUGGUGACAUUCUUAACACCAUUUGUUUUCAUAUAGAAAUAAUAGACAUUUGGGAACUACCACUUCUAAAGUCGCCAGCUCUUUCCUGUUGGUUUUUCUUAAACACGGGGACCAUAUUACCAUUAUGCUACUGCUUCGUGUGACAGCUUUUAUCACUUUGCACAACAAGGAAAGUAAACACCAGCGGGGAGGAAAUGACAUAUCUAUUCUCUGUCUCUCUUCCUAAAUAGCUGAAGAAAGCACACGUAAACUCACACAAAGCCCACUCAAAAAUGAAGGAGAGAGGACAAGGGAACAAAGAUAGAGGCGGUGCUCAUCUGUCAGUCAUCAUGAAUGUAAAUAAUCUGCUAUGGGAUCAUAUCAAUAAAAAUGUUUAUGAAACACUGUG
Molecule: messenger RNA, 3884 nt
Organism: Coregonus clupeaformis (lake whitefish)
Lineage: Eukaryota; Metazoa; Chordata; Actinopteri; Salmoniformes; Salmonidae
Product: rho guanine nucleotide exchange factor 25
Exons: 16
Coding region: 564-2891 (775 amino acids)
Biological process (GO): axon guidance
Cellular component (GO): cytoplasm; plasma membrane
Molecular function (GO): guanyl-nucleotide exchange factor activity
Source: RefSeq, a predicted model, not a curated record